CGCCAGGGCAAGCCUCUGUCCUCUAGGAGCGGGCGCGCGAUAGAGAUCCCUAGGGAAACUCCUCGGAGUGAACGAUCUGGUCUCCCUACGGGGCGCCGAGUCCCGCAGAAAUGAUGCAUGGGCUUCGGCCCUGUCCUCUCUGAGGCCAGCGACCGCUGCCCUCUUUGGUGGCCCCGGAGCCCAAGUUGGACCUUCAAGUUGGGUCAGUCCUCCUGUCCUAGCCUCCUGAGUUCUGUGAUUACAGCUCUGCUGUUUUCCUCCGUGUCCUCUGGGUUUUCCUCUGCCGUGCCUCUUGUGUUGAAGUUCCACAUCUAUGAUAUAUGACCACAUAACGAAGACUAUUGAAAUAUGGGAUGUAUAAAAUCAAAAAGGAAAGACAAUCUGAAUGACGAUGGAAUAGAUUUGAAGACUCAACCAGUACGUAAUACUGACCGAACUAUUUAUGUGAGAGAUCCAACGUCCAAUAAACAGCAAAGGCCAAUUCCAGAAUCUCAGCUUUUACCAGGACAGAGGUUUCAAGCGAAAGAUCCGGAGGAGCAAGGAGACAUUGUGGUGGCCUUGUAUCCAUAUGAUGGCAUCCACCCAGAUGACUUGUCUUUCAAGAAGGGAGAAAAGAUGAAGGUCCUGGAGGAGCAUGGAGAAUGGUGGAAAGCUAAGUCUCUUUCAACCAAGAGAGAAGGCUUCAUCCCUAGCAACUACGUGGCCAAGGUCAACACCUUAGAAACAGAAGAGUGGUUUUUCAAGGAUAUAACCAGGAAAGAUGCAGAACGACAGCUCCUGGCACCAGGGAACAGUGCAGGAGCUUUUCUCAUCCGAGAAAGUGAAACAUUAAAAGGAAGCUUCUCUCUGUCUGUCAGAGAUUAUGAUCCUGUGCAUGGCGAUGUUAUUAAGCACUACAAAAUUCGGAGUCUGGACAAUGGGGGCUAUUACAUCUCUCCACGAAUUACUUUUUCUUGUAUCAGUCACAUGAUUAAGCAUUACCAAAAGCAGGCAGAUGGCUUGUGCAGAAGAUUGGAGAAGGCAUGUAUUAGUCCCAAACCGCAGAAGCCGUGGGACAAAGAUGCCUGGGAAAUCCCUCGGGAGUCCAUUAAGCUGGUGAAAAAGCUUGGUGCUGGACAGUUUGGGGAAGUCUGGAUGGGUUACUACAACAACAGCACGAAGGUUGCUGUGAAGACCCUGAAGCCAGGCACCAUGUCCGUGCAAGCCUUCCUCGAGGAAGCCAACCUCAUGAAGACGCUGCAGCAUGACAAGCUAGUGAGACUGUACGCCGUGGUCACUAAGGAAGAGCCCAUCUACAUCAUCACUGAGUACAUGGCCAAGGGCAGUUUGCUAGAUUUCCUCAAGAGUGAUGAAGGAGGCAAAGUGCUGCUCCCGAAGCUCAUUGACUUUUCUGCUCAGAUUGCAGAGGGCAUGGCCUACAUUGAGCGUAAGAACUACAUUCACCGCGACCUGCGAGCAGCUAAUGUCCUGGUCUCCGAAUCACUCAUGUGCAAGAUUGCAGAUUUUGGCCUUGCUAGAGUAAUUGAAGACAAUGAGUACACAGCAAGGGAAGGUGCUAAGUUCCCUAUUAAAUGGACAGCUCCAGAAGCAAUCAAUUUUGGAUGUUUCACUAUCAAGUCUGAUGUGUGGUCCUUUGGAAUUCUCCUGUAUGAAAUUGUCACCUAUGGAAAGAUUCCCUAUCCAGGGAGAACCAAUGCAGAUGUAAUGACUGCACUGUCCCAGGGCUACCGGAUGCCCCGCAUGGAGAACUGCCCAGAUGAGCUCUAUGAUAUCAUGAAAAUGUGCUGGAAGGAAAAAGCAGAGGAGAGGCCAACAUUUGAUUACCUGCAGAGUGUCCUGGAUGACUUCUACACUGCCACAGAGGGUCAGUAUCAGCAACAGCCAUAGUGUGCUGGGAGACUUGUCCAUCCAACAGAGAUGAUUGCCUCACUGGAGGAAAAAAGUAGCCAUCUAGUUAACUAUGUGCUGCACCAUCUGCCACAUCUGGUUCCUGAAAUUAGAGGCUACCUUUCUCAGGAAGAACACCCUGGCCACAGGAAAGUACUCUGUUCUCUUAGACUGAUGUCCAUCAAAAUGCAGCCUGGAUUGCACCUCAGCUGAUCAUCUUGCUUUGUGUGACCAACAUCAAAAUACAACCUCUUAAGAAAACACACAUUCUCUCCAAAUAUGUACCCACCCUGGCCUAGUGUUCACAACUAAAUGUGUCUCGAAGGUUCACAGACUGUUGCCACAAAUCUACAAUAAUAGCCAAAUUUAACUCAUUUAAAAAGCGAAAUAACCAGAUGCAUAGCGUGACACUGCAUUUUCUCUAUGCUUUGGCUUACUUUAAAAAGAAGUACUAACCCAACCUGUUAGAUUUUACAGGUGAGAUCAGCAGCUUCAAAUUGCCUUUCUCAGAUCGCAGUAUUUCUGUUUUAGGGGUUUUAUUUACCACCCGUCGAAAUCUAAGAUGAUUAAACAUUGUCCUGGAGCAGCUGGUCAGAUUCACUGCGCAGGCCACAGCCUAACAUGUGCGCCCCCUGCAGGACCAUCGUUCCUGGUGCGGGACUGUUGAGUUGCGGCUGGAAGUGGCGCCUGGGCUGCCCUCACCUCCCAGGAAUGGAGAGCCUGGGAACUGCUCUGCCUUAAGGAGGAGGAGUAUUUGUAACUGUCUAACCUUUUUAAUUCCACAAUUUCCUAGAUAAAGACUUUUUUUACAGUGUCAUUAGGAAAAACAGUAAGAGUCUAAUCUCUGCCGACCCAGCCUUAUACGGCUUUUUCUAAAACAAGCAUUUCCUUUUGCUUCAAAUGAUUUGAACAUUAUUUUAAGGAUCAAAUAUUAAUUUUAAGUAUACUCUAAAAAGUAAAAAUGCCAUAUUUGAGGCUAUUUUUGUGAUUCAGCAAUCUUUUCUAAAUUGUAUGAGAUUUGUGUGAGACUAUUUAUACCCAAGGUAUAAAGAAAAUAAAAUCAGGCGGCUCCUGUGAGUUGCUGUGGUAAGAGUUGAGAGGUUUGGUUGGCUGGGUUUUAUAUUGUAAGGUUUGAAUGGAAACUGCUGUGUCCUAUCAUUUCACUCUUUUUGUUGUGUGUAUACCUAAUAAUUUUAUUUUUAUUUUAUUUUAAUAUAUGUGGCCCAAUAACACCCCAGGCUUUUUUUUUUCGCUUGUGUUUAACAUUUCCAACUAUUGACAAUGUGAAAAAAAAUUACCAGUUGGUGGGAAGGGAUGAGAAGGAUUCCUUUUAGUUCCAUGGUAUAAAUUUGAGAAGUUCUACCUCCAUCCUUUGAGUGUUUUGGACUGGAGAACUGAGGAACUGAUGACUUUGAUACCUGAACAUCCCUCAGUGGGGGCCAGAUAGGAUUUUUAGGUUUUUGUUUUGUUUUGAGACAGUAUCUCACUGUGUAGUCCAGGCUGACCUUGAAG
Fukomys damarensis (Damara mole-rat) is the source of this 3399-nucleotide messenger RNA. It is a transcript of the gene Lyn, whose product is annotated as LYN proto-oncogene, Src family tyrosine kinase. The transcript is spliced from 15 exons. Gene Ontology annotation, cellular component: extrinsic component of cytoplasmic side of plasma membrane. The coding region runs from base 349 to 1887 and encodes 512 amino acids. Gene Ontology annotation, molecular function: signaling receptor binding; ATP binding; non-membrane spanning protein tyrosine kinase activity. Gene Ontology annotation, biological process: protein phosphorylation; cell differentiation; cell surface receptor protein tyrosine kinase signaling pathway. Lineage: Eukaryota; Metazoa; Chordata; Mammalia; Rodentia; Bathyergidae. The record is from RefSeq and is a predicted model, not a curated record.